AGCUUCCGCCCAUCAGUUUGAAGUUACAAACAUUAUCAUGGCGUCGGUGACUUUUCGCGACUGUUUUCUCUGUGUUUCAGCUUUGAUAAACUUCAUAUUUGUCUUCGUGACCGGUGCAGACUUUGUUCGCUUCGUAUCGUUUCGUGCCAUCUAUCACAACCUGAGCGGGGACGCGCAUCUGUGUCGAGAGUCAAGUUCUUGGUCUGUGGCUCUGCGGGAUGGUGUAGUGUUAAAGUCUGUCGCUGUGGAUAUUUUGCUCCUGGUUCUCUUCAGCGUUCAGCACAGUCUGUUGGCAUGGGCUCCUGUUAAGAGAGCUUGUCAGAAUGUUUUGGGUGUUUUAUCCAGGACUGUGUACUGCUUCACCACUGCCACAGUACUGCAGAUAUUGAUGCGCUGUUGGCAGCCAGUAACCAGUGCCCCUUGUCUGUGGUCAGUGCAAAGUGCACCGUGGGACAUCUGGUUCCCCCUCAUUUGUUUUAUCUUACACUUCCUGUGCUGGGCCAUAAUCUGCAGUAUCCUGCUCAUAUUCGACUAUCCUGAAUUAUUAGGCAUCAAACAGGUGUAUUAUGAUAUUUUGGGUCUAGGUGACCCGCUGUCUCUUAAGUCUCCUCGCGCCCAGCGGCUUUUCUCUCACCUGAGGCAUCCGGUCUGCGUGGAGCUGCUCAUGGUUCUUUGGGUUCUUCCCACCUUUCCGUUGGACCGGCUCUUGCUGGCUGUUUACCUGUCCGUUUACCUGGUGCUCGCGCACUCUCUGGACACUCAAGAUUGCACGUAUCUCAACCGACAGCUCCAGACCAAGCUGCAACUCUUCUCUUCACCACUAGUGGGCAGUCAAACCAAUAAUAACAUCCAGAAGCAAGACUGAGUAAACAAGAGAAGUUUAUUAGAAAUAAUGUUAUUAGAUUACUGGAAGAGAUUUUCAUGUUUUGUUUUACAACAUAAAUUACACAAAAGGCGAAUUCCAAUAGAAAGUGAACAUCCCUAUGCCCUACUCACUCUGAAGGACAGAGCUCUGGAUGUGGGCACUUUGAAGGGAGCAUGGCAUUACUAUAUGAAUGUACCCUUCACUAACCACAAGGAUGUUCGUUUUCAUGCUAGACAAAUCGGUAAGCCAUUGUAGUCCUUGUGUAGCAACUUGUUAGCAACUUACGUUUAAAAGGGUCAUGAAGUAUUUUAGUAAUAUAUGAUAAUUUUCCACCCCGUUUUUGGCCCUCUGUCUGAAACGCUCGGUUUUGGCCUAAGCACCUCCUUAAAACUUCAAUGUAAACGCCCACUGUUCUGAUUGGCUAACAUCAUGCAGCCCCAUAAAUUUAGCAAACUCAAUCGGAAGAAAAUGAACCUCAACAUUAUAAAACAAAAUUUCAGGGUUUACACAUAACGCACAUCCAACAGAUUGCAUCUGAAUAUAUUGAACUGUUCAUCUCAAGCACAACUGUUAACAAAGGGCACCAUAAACUAUCAAACAGUCAUGACAUUUGAAAUAUUCAUGAAAGAAACACUUUACUUGUUUUUAACUGCGCUGUCCUUCAAUAACAAUUCCUUUGCAAAGCUUGAAUCGUAUUAUGUCUGUUCACAAGCAAUCCAAACGAACACAUCAUUGUCCAAAGAACAGUGAAAUGACGCACAAACGCACUGAGGUGCACAUUGGCGGAAAGACACCGAAACGGUCAAAGACGUCCAUCGUACAUGACGUCCAUCGUCAAAGACGUCCUAUGUUUACAUACACCAACUAUUAAAAAUGGUGCUGAUGGGUGAAAGAACGUGUCCAUGACAGCAGCAGCUGAAUGACAGAAUUGCUUCUCCCUUUCAGAGUUGUAACUUGACAUCGCAUCUUUUAAAACCGGCGAGGUGCAUGGCAGCGGUCAAAGUGUAGUUCAUGUUCAUAUACAAAAUUAUUAAAAAUAGACCAGAUGGGUCCCUCUUUGGUGUUAUGUUAGGAAUAGUUAGCCACACAAGGCCUGCUCUCUUGACUUGAACUGUGCACCUGUGGGCGGGGCCAAGGGUGCGAUGACGCAUGUUGUGGGAUGUGUAAAUACAAAUAAGCAAUGUUUCGUGACGUCACGAACAGACAGAUUUCAAAAUGAGACGUUUCAGCAGGGUGGCCACUAUAAUUGCUCUUUUUAGACUGGGGAACAUGUUUUGAGUUCUGAAAUUUACAGUAUGUUUUUAUAGUACAGUUACCUCUUAUAUGUCAAGGAAAAUUUAAUUCUCCAUUUCAUGACCCCUUUAAGGUAUGACGGUGUAAUUUAUGUUUAGGAACAAAAAAAUGAAAGUUUCUUUUAAGUAAUUUUAAUUACAAACCUUUUACUCAGAAAUUGAAAACCACUUUUCUAAAAAUCCAUUCGAGGUUCUCGAGCAACCCUUUGUAAAUUAAGCCUAAAGAAGAUCAAAACUAAUGAAAGAAGGAGACCAUUUCUUGCUAAAAUAAUUGCAUACUUUAAGGGCUGCACAUGCAAAAAAAAAAUGCUUCAUUUUUUCCUAUUUGUACAAGUUUAACUCAGGGACUAAUUAUUACGUUGGCAUGCUCUGGGCACGGAUACCUCGCACCAUGCCUAUGUAACUGGUCCUGCUUGACCCGCUCCGAGUGGGAUUCGAACCGGCGUCAGCUGGCAUGGGAGACGGGUGCACUAACGAGGUGGCUAAAGGCUAUGGCCUGUAGCGUCAGUCACUAGUGUGCCUCUUGAAGCCAGGGGAGUGAAGUUUACAUACCGAACAGCUAUCACGAACCAGCUGGCUCCUGUUACACAUACACAUUGGGACACGUCCUCAUUUCAAGUGUAUAUUAAAUGUCACAAAACCAACCAGCAUAUUUUCUAAAAGCACUCUUAAUUACACAAAUAUUUGAAUUAUAAUUUGCCAAGUAAUACAACAACUGCCAAAGCAAUCAUGUGACAAAGUGUUCGACAUUGUCUGAAAGAAUAACUAGUUGUAAAAUUAAAAACAUAAAACACUGUUCUAGUAAAUAUGAAAAGCGUCUGCAGCUCAUCAGUGCCCCCUGCUGGUUUGGGGCCUUGUGCAUAUGUCUGGCAGGUGCCAUUCUGUUAAAGCAAAAUAGUUAGGUUUUAUCUUUUUAAUUGUUUAUUUUCAUAAGAUCUAUCAUGUAUUGUUAGUGUGCUGAAGAAGAGCUGAUGCAUUUUGGCCACAGGUGAGGAGCACAGGUAAAAGGUCAUGAGAUUAAUCGCUCUAGCAACUGUUUAGCCCUGACCUUACUCAUUAAGAAAGGGCAAAACACACGCAUACAUGCUACAUGCACACGCAUGCCACAAACAAACCAAUGAGCUGUCAGUUUAAUACAAAUAAAAAAAUGAAAGAUUGGAGGGUUUUUAUUUUAUUGGCAGCAUAAUGCUUUAUGAUUUUAUUAUAAGGAUAGUUUAAUUUUCCUUUAAGUAGAAAUAUAUGAAUAAAUAAAAUGCAUUUCUUUCGUGGAACACAAAAAGAGAUGAAUGUUAGUCACUGUUCACUUUCAUUGUAUAGUGAACAUUCUGCCUAAACAUCUAAUUUUGUGUUCCACUGAAGAAAAAAAGGCAUGCAGCUUUGGAACAACAUAAGGGUGAGUAAAUGAUGACAUAUUUUUUUUUUUUUUAUCUAUGAAGCGGGUUUACUUGCUUGGGGUACUAAACCAAAAUCCAGUAAGUGCCAAUAACAUAAAUGCCAGUGCUUUUAGCAUCACAUGAGAGGUCAGCAACUAUAUGCAGCACAUUUCUGUAAAUGGGGUAUAUGCGUGUUACAUAUUUAGGUAAGUCUGGGUGACAAACAUCCUGUGCACUUCAUUAUGUGUCAUAACACUGGAAAACAUGCAUUUCAUUUUGUAUUUGAACUUGUAUAUCGACAUUGGUCAGUAAAAUUGAAUUUUUUUUUUAAAGAGUUGUAAAGAAACAGUUAAAUAAUUGCACUGUUAUUAGAGCGAUUACAUUUUUUUUCUGUAUCAUGUUGUGUAUUUUAAGAGUUUGUCACGCCAUCUCUGCCUUUUAAAAAGCCACUAGUAUCACAUUGUAAAUGUUAAUUAAAUAAAAUACUGAGACAUUUUAAAUGUAUGUAUUGUUGUUUUAAAUUUUUUUUAAAUGUAUUUUCCAGCAAGUAGUUGAUAAAUAACGUCUAUGAAUGUUUUAUUUUAUUAAAAUAAAAAAUGUUACAUUUUAUGUAUAAGGAAAAAAAAUAUAUGUUUAAGCAUC
This is a messenger RNA of Myxocyprinus asiaticus (Chinese sucker), 4172 nucleotides long. Its product is annotated as nurim-like. Gene Ontology annotation, cellular component: nuclear membrane. The record is from RefSeq and is a predicted model, not a curated record. Bases 38 to 865 code for a protein of 275 amino acids. The transcript is spliced from 4 exons. Lineage: Eukaryota; Metazoa; Chordata; Actinopteri; Cypriniformes; Catostomidae.